This is a messenger RNA of Anopheles nili, 1914 nucleotides long. RefSeq names its product ring canal kelch homolog. The transcript is spliced from 5 exons. The coding region runs from base 1 to 1914 and encodes 637 amino acids. Lineage: Eukaryota; Metazoa; Arthropoda; Insecta; Diptera; Culicidae. The record is from RefSeq and is a predicted model, not a curated record. Gene Ontology annotation, molecular function: protein binding.
AUGCUAUCAUUGAUACAUUACACGCUAGGAAUCAUGAGCAGUCUAGGCAACGGCAACAAUCACGGUCACAACAUCAACAGUAACACCGGAAGCAGUCAAAACUCAGCCGCCGAGGGAACGAUGGAGCGUGGAAGCUGCAUCCUGGUGCGUUACGCAAGCCAAAAUUCGCUGGACGAAAGUUCGCAGAAGCAGCUGCCAAGGGCAAAUGGGAAGGAAAAAACCACCGGAGCUUACCGCAACAACAUCCACACGCAGCGCUCGUUCGAGGCCAUGAACAUGAUGCGAGAACAAAACAUGCUCUGUGAUGUGGUGCUGGUAGCCGAGGGUAUCGAAAUUCCUGCCCAUAAAAUGGUGCUCGCCUCCUGCAGCCAGUACUUUUACGCGAUGUUCACUGGGUUCGAGGAGAGUCGCCAGGAUCGUAUCACCCUGCAGGGUGUUGAUCCACGGGCGCUGCAGCUGCUGAUCGAGUACGUCUACCGAGCGGUGGUUGAGGUGACCGAAGAGAACGUCCAGAUACUGCUGACCGCAGCUAACCUGCUGCAGUUGACGGACGUGCGCGAUGCCUGUUGCGACUACCUCCAAACGCAGCUCGAUCCGAGUAAUUGUCUGGGGAUACGCGACUUUGCUGACAUUCACGGGUGCAUCGAUCUGCUAAAUUACGCCGAAACGUACAUCGAGCAGCAUUUCUCGGAGGUGGUACAAUUCGAUGAGUUUCUUAACCUCUCGAGCGAUCAGGUGGCUCAUCUGAUCAAGAGCGAUCGAUUGUCGGUGCCCACGGAGGAAAAGGUGUACGAAUGCGUAAUCACAUGGAUACAGUACGACGUUAACGGCCGGCAGCACCACAUGGCCGACCUGAUGGAGCACGUGCGAUUGCCGCUGCUCUCCCAGGACUACCUAGUGCAGCACGUGGAGAAGGAACAUUUGCUGAAGGGCGAUCUGCAGUGCAAGGAUUACAUCAUCGAGGCGCUCAAGUACCACCUGCUGAAAGGCGAACAAAAAUCGUGCUUUAAAACGCCUCGCACCAUUCCCCGGCAGCCGGUCGGGUUGCCCAAAGUGCUGCUUGUGAUUGGCGGUCAGGCACCGAAAGCGAUCCGCUCCGUCGAGUGUUACGAUUUGCGCGAGGAAAAGUGGUACCAGGUGGCCGAGAUGCCAACCCGACGGUGUCGAGCCGGGUUGGCCGUGCUCGGGGAUAAGGUGUACGCCGUGGGUGGAUUCAAUGGGUCGCUGCGUGUCAAAACCGUCGACGUGUACGAUCCGGUGCUGGAUCAGUGGACGACAAGCUACAACAUGGAGGCGCGUCGAUCGACACUUGGCGUGGCCGUGUUGAACAGCUGCAUUUACGCGGUGGGUGGUUUCGACGGUUCGACCGGAUUGAGCUCGGCGGAAAUGUUCGAUCCAAAGCGGCAAGAGUGGCGCCUGAUCGCGUCUAUGUCCACACGUCGCAGCUCAGUCGGAGUGGGUGUAGUGAAUGGGUUGCUUUACGCGGUCGGUGGAUACGACGGAGCGUCACGGCAGUGUCUGGCCUCGGUUGAGCGUUACAACCCUUCGACGGACAGCUGGACGCAGAUCGCGGAAAUGUCCGCACGACGAAGCGGAGCAGGAGUCGGAGUGUUGGACAACAUCCUGUUCGCUGUCGGUGGCCAUGAUGGACCGCUCGUGCGGAAAUCCGUUGAGGCGUACGAUCCCGCCACGAAUAGCUGGCGGGCGGUUGGUGAUAUGGCGUUCUGUCGGCGUAAUGCAGGUGUUGUGGCGCAUAAUGGCAUGCUGUACGUCGUGGGUGGUGACGAUGGCCUUUCGAAUCUAGCCUCGGUGGAGGUGUACAGCCCGGAAACGGACAGCUGGCGUAUCCUGCCGUCGUCGAUGAGCAUCGGCCGCAGCUAUGCUGGGGUGGCAAUGAUAGAUAAGCCCUUGUGA